UUUCAGUGUUCAUUCAUUUCUUCUCUUCUCCUUCUCCUUCUCCUUCUUCUUGAAUGCUCUAAUUAAUUGUUUGAUUUUCUCACACGUGUGAGCACAAAAGCCAUGGAUGCUAGCCAAGCUCCACCAUAUGGCCUAACCCAAGAGGAGUUUGCAGAGCUAGAGAGCCUCAUCGAAACCUACCACAAAUUCGAGCCGUCGCCAAACACAUGCACGGCGCUAAUAGCACAGAAAAUCGACGCCCCGGCAAGCCACGUCUGGCCUCUGGUUCGAAGCUUCGACAACCCUCAAAAAUACAAGCACUUCAUCAAAAGCUGCAACAUGAAAGGUGACGGCGGCGUCGGGAGCAUAAGGGAGGUGACGGUGGUUUCGGGGCUUCCGGCCUCCACGAGCACCGAGAGGCUCGAGAUUUUGGACGACGAGAAGCACAUAAUUAGCUUUAGGGUUGUGGGAGGCGAGCACAGGCUGAACAAUUACAGGUCGGUUACUUCGGUUACUGAGUUCGUUGAUGGCAGAGACGGAGGGAGUGAUCAGGUGUACUCGAUUGUAUUGGAGUCUUAUAUUGUGGACAUACCAGAAGGCAACACUGGGGAAGAUACAAAGAUGUUUGUGGACACUGUGAUCAAGUUGAACCUGCAGAAGCUUGGGGUGGUGGCUAUGAGUUCUGCGCAUGGCAUUGGAGGACAUGAAAUUGAUGAAUCUUGAAUUGACA
Prunus avium (sweet cherry) is the source of this 709-nucleotide messenger RNA. It is a transcript of the gene PYL2, whose product is annotated as PYR1-like 2. Gene Ontology annotation, biological process: abscisic acid-activated signaling pathway. NCBI's taxonomy places the organism in Eukaryota, Viridiplantae, Streptophyta, Magnoliopsida, Rosales, Rosaceae. Gene Ontology annotation, cellular component: nucleus; cytoplasm. The record is from RefSeq and is a predicted model, not a curated record. Gene Ontology annotation, molecular function: protein phosphatase inhibitor activity; abscisic acid binding; signaling receptor activity.